UUUCCCGGAGCUACGACGUCCAACGCAAAACACCAAUCUCUUCCACUGUUUGUAAUUUGCUCCAUCACCGCCCCAGCACCCCGCCCAUACAUACUUUCCGUGCGUCCUGCCUUCCCCACGCCCAAACUCAGCGCGCCCAAGAUGUCUAUCCCGGCCUUCUCCGACAUUGCGAAGCCCUCCAACGACCUCAUCAACAAGGACUUCUACCACGUUGCUGCCGCCGCUCUCGAGGUCAAGCUGAAGACCCCGGAUGGUGUCAACUUCACCGCCAAGGGCACCUCGGCGCACGAUGGUCCUAUUUCUUCAUCUCUCGAAGCCAAGAAAGGCAUCCAGAACGGCAUCAGCAUUAUCCAAUCGUGGAACACGGCCAACGUCCUGAACACCAAGGUCGAGCUCGCAGACUCAUUCGCCAAGGACUUGAAGGUUGAGGUCCUCAACAACUUCAGCCCCGCCUCCGGGAACAAGGGCCAGAAGUUGAACAUCUACUUCAAGCAACAGCAGUUCCACAGCCGGGCGUUCCUCGACUACCAGCCGUCUGGUAAGAUUACCGCUCUCGCGGAUAUUGUUGUUGGCCAUGAGGGUUUCCUCGUCGGUGGCGAGGUCGCAUACGAUGUCCAGAAGGCUGCUGUCACCAAGUACUCCGCCGCCGUUGGUUACAGUACCCCGACAUACACUGCUGCGGUUACUGCCACGAACAACUUCAACAUCUUCGCCGCCUCGUACUACCACAAGGUCAACAAGUCUGUCGAAGCCGGUACCAAGGCCACCUACGACGCCAAGACUGGCACCGCCGUCGGAAUUGAGCUUGCCAGCAAGUACAAGAUCGAUCCUCUCUCCUUCGCUAAGGCCAAGAUCAACGACCGCGGCAUCGCCUCCCUCGCCUACAACACCAAGGUUAACUCUGGCCUGACCUUCGGCAUCGGCGGCUCCUUUGAUACCCAAAAAUUCAACGAGGCUGGCCACAAGUUCGGCACCAGCUUCACCUUCGAGGGUUAAGCGUCUUAUACUCUGUAUAUUUAGCGAUAGACAUGGAGAGGGGAGAUGAAUGAGUUCAGUUGGCAUGAAUUGGGAUUGAAAACAUGUUGCUUCUGUGACGUUUUUUUGGCCAUGCUUUUGUGGGUGUGUUUUGGCAUGUAUCAACAGUCGGCUUAGAAUCUGUAUGCAAGCGCCUUUCCAGUCCCACAUAUCAAACAUCGUGAACCUGUUCAAAAGCCACUUCUUGAUAUCAAUAUAUGCCUCCGUAUGACGCCG
Molecule: messenger RNA, 1251 nt
Organism: Mytilinidion resinicola
Lineage: Eukaryota; Fungi; Ascomycota; Dothideomycetes; Mytilinidiales; Mytilinidiaceae
Product: mitochondrial porin-like protein
Exons: 7
Coding region: 142-996 (284 amino acids)
Biological process (GO): monoatomic anion transmembrane transport
Cellular component (GO): mitochondrial outer membrane
Molecular function (GO): voltage-gated monoatomic anion channel activity
Source: RefSeq, a predicted model, not a curated record